Molecule: messenger RNA, 216 nt
Organism: Lathyrus sativus (Indian pea)
Lineage: Eukaryota; Viridiplantae; Streptophyta; Magnoliopsida; Fabales; Fabaceae
Source: the annotation of a GenBank genome assembly
AUGGUCAUUUUUGUUGAUGUGCGUAUUGGACAUGUCACUAGUUGUUUUGGUCAUUCUGUUGUGAGAACGCGACUUGGUUUUGGGACGAGUUUCACAUCUAUUUCAGCUGGGUGGAAAGGUUUACGUGGUUCAGUUUUGAGCUGGAGGUGGAAUUGUGAAUCAUGUUUUAUUAAUUUUGUGCAGGAUGGUUCAUACAAAUCGUUUGAAAUAAGGUGA